Messenger RNA from Gossypium arboreum, 1932 nucleotides. RefSeq names its product probable inactive receptor kinase At2g26730. Gene Ontology annotation, biological process: protein phosphorylation. NCBI's taxonomy places the organism in Eukaryota, Viridiplantae, Streptophyta, Magnoliopsida, Malvales, Malvaceae. Gene Ontology annotation, molecular function: ATP binding; protein kinase activity; protein binding. Bases 1 to 1863 code for a protein of 620 amino acids. The transcript has 2 exons. The record is from RefSeq and is a predicted model, not a curated record.
AUGAACCGAGUUUCAAUCCGGUUACUGCCCAUUUUGAUCUUUCUGCUCUUCAAUGUCUCAAAUUCAGAAGAUGAAGAAGUAAAGCAAUCCCUGGUGAGAUUCAUGGACAAACUUGCGGGUGUAACUGCAAAGACAGAUCAAAGUUGGGGUUGGAACACGACAUCAGACCCCUGCAUACACAAAUGGAAGGGCGUAUCGUGCGACACUCAGUUGCUGUCCGUCAAGAAAGUAGUUCUUGAUGGGUUAAAUCUCACCGGAGUUCUCGAUAUUGGUUCAGUUUGCAAGGCAAGUUCCCUUCUCGUGUUUAGCAUCGUCAAGAACAAUGUUGCUGGAUUGAUAAAGGAAGAGAUGGGGAAUUGCAAACGUUUAACUCAUCUGUAUUUAAGUGGUAACCAAUUAUCAGGUCACCUUCCGGAUUCUCUGAAAGAGUUGAGUAACUUGAAAAGAUUUGAUAUCUCCAACAAUAACUUCUCUGGAAAGGUUCCCGAUUUGUCUCAAAUUUCGAGGUUGAUUAUGUUUUAUGCUCAGAAUAAUCAACUUAGCGGAGAGAUACCAAAGCUUGAUUUCUCCAAUCUGAUGCAGUUCAAUGUCUCCAACAACAACUUCAGGGGUCCACUUCCUGAUGUAAAAGGCCGGUUCUCUGCUGAAAGUUGGUCGGGUAAUCCAGAACUAGGUGGAGAAUUUAUCUCAAAGGAAUCCCCUCCAUCAGCAGCAGCACCAUUAUCUCCACGAAAAUCUGAAGAUUCAUCAAGGAGACUGCUUCUUAUCUACUUUGGUUAUGCUGUUCUUGGACUUAUUAUUCUGUUGGUCGUUGCCUUCAUAUUAAUCAGCAAAAAGAAGCUGAAAGAAGCCAAGGCUGAUUUUGCGAAAAAGGGAGUGAACGCAUACAUUAGCAGUACUUACGAUGUAUCCAAGAUCACUGAGCAUAAGUCAGAAAAUUUAGCAAGUUAUGAAGAGAGUAAAGCGGCAAUGUCACCCCUUGUAGUUCUUAGAAGUCCAAGGGCCCAAGGUUUAAGGUUCGAGGACCUGCUUCGAGCUCCGGCUGAAUUGCUUGGAAAGGGGAAACAUGGAAGCAUCUACAAGGUAAUGCUUGAUAAUGGGUCGACAACCUUGGCAGUGAAGCGGGUAAAGGACUGGAGUGUUACAAGUCAAGCCUUCAGUAGAAGAAUGCAGAGAUUGCACCAGACAAGGCAUCCGAAUAUAUUGCGAUCACUAGCUUUUUAUAGUUCCAAGCAAGAGAAGCUCUUGGUAUAUGAAUAUCAACCAAAUGGCAGUCUUUCCAAGCUACUCAACGGAUCCCGAAAUGGCCAGGCAUUCGACUGGGGAAGCAGAAUAAACGUUGCAGCUACUGUUGCUGAGGCAUUAGCAUAUAUGCAUGAGGAGCUGAGUGAAGACGGAAUCGCACAUGGUAACCUGAAAUCAGCAAACAUACUGUUCAACAACAACAUGGAUCCUUGUGUGAGUGAAUAUGGGCUAAUGAUUUCCCACAGUGAAAAUCCAUCAUCGAAUUCCCACUCCAACAGUUUCAGCUUGGAUCCUGCCCGUAUCCGUACAAGCUUUAAAGCAGACAUCUAUGGUUUUGGGGUGAUCCUUCUUGAACUUGUAACAGGAAAACCGGUCCAGGGUGAUGAGUUGGAAUUGGUUCAAUGGGUUAACUCAGUGGUUAGAGAGGAGUGGACUGUUGAAGUGUUUGAUAAAGGCUUACUUCUGGAAGGUGCAAGUGAAGAGAGGUUGCUGAUCCUUUUGCAGAUAGCAUUGAAGUGCAUAAAUCCUAACCCUUAUGAAAGGCCCAACAUGGACCAAGUUGCUGUUAUGAUCAACACGCUAAAAGAUGAAGAGGAUAAAUCAAGCUCCCAUGUAUGAACCACUCCAAUGUCAUACUUCUGCAUUAAUUCGAUUGUUCAUCAAUCGGCCCAAUUUUCAUUUCUGUAA